Molecule: messenger RNA, 633 nt
Organism: Naegleria lovaniensis
Lineage: Eukaryota; Heterolobosea; Eutetramitea; Acrasida; Naegleriidae
Exons: 1
Coding region: 1-633 (210 amino acids)
Molecular function (GO): calcium ion binding
Source: RefSeq, a predicted model, not a curated record
AUGAGCUUACUUCAGGAUCAAUCAACGCCAUCGCUUUCAUCGGGACAAGCAUCGGUUACUCCGAAAAAUCCUUCUCCAACCACUACUGGUGGUAUUCAAUCUUAUUUGUUGUUAAACCAAUUUUCUCUUUCAAAAGAACAAGAACAAGAAUUAUUGUCCAUGUUUCAAAUGUAUGCCAAGGAUAAUAAGGUCUCGUUGAAAGAUUUACACAGCUUGAUUAAAUCAAAUAUUGGAGUAAAGAUUGAUAUGGAAGAGUUGAUGGAUAUGAUUCAAAUUUUUUCUCCCGAAAGCAUGGUGGAGGCUUUGAACAGUGAAAGCAAUGAACGAAAAAUUGAAAAGAUUAAAGUUGAUUUUCCUACAUUUAUUAAAUGUUUAAAUACGAGAUAUAUUGACUCUGAGAAAAUUUCAAAAGAACAAUUACAAGACCUGUACACUACAGAAAUUUAUAAUUUAUUAGAUGCAAAUAGAUCUGGCACUAUUGGACGAGCGGAACUCUCUCACUUUUUUUCAAGAGCUUUAGGUGAAAACUUGGUUGAAGAUCAAAUUAUUGACAUGCUUUCUUUGUUUAAAAAUCAAACAAUUAGUCUGGAAGAAUUCAAAACUUUUGUGAAGCAACUGAAUAAUAAAUUUUAA